AAGACAUUCGCAUCGAACUAUUUCAGCGCGCACAAACGAUGGCACGGACCGCGAGGAGACGGUCAGUCCCCACUGCCAGAACAAGAAAAAGAAGAUCGAGAUUAAAGGCCGGAACGAAAGUUUCAGAUCUCAUUCUGAAAGCUGUGGCUGCGUCUUACGAGCCCGAAGGCGUGUCUCUGGUCGCGCUGAAAAAGGCGCUCGCGGGCUACGGGUACGACGUCAAGAAGAACAAAUCGCGCGUUAAGCUCGCGCUCAGAUCGCUGGUUAAGAGAGGCUUGCUCGUGCAGACCAAACGGACCGGAGCGCGCAGACCUCUCAAGGUGAGAAAACGCGCUGCGGUGAGGAGGCCAGCCAAGAGGCGUGCUCUGAAAAAAUCUAAAGGGGCCAGGCGUAAAAGAGCUACUAAAAGCACAUCCAGGAGAGUGAAGGGGAGGCGGAGGAGGGCGAAGAAACGUUCAGCAAAGAGAGUUACCUCUAGCCGAAGAAGGAAGGUGAAACCUGCGAAACGUAAAGCAGCAAAACGCAAAAGAGCUAAGGUAAGGAGAAGGAGAGCUGCCAAGAAGAAGUAAGAGACACCAUCAUCCUCCAAAAAGAAUUUUACUGACAAUCAACCUAAGGACAAAAUAUCACAAAAUAAGGACAACACAACUGAGACACGAAAGGAGGCAAUUAAGCACAACCAAAUCGCUAGUGAACAUAUUGAGAAAUUAAAGAACCCAACAACCAUCACUGGCUCGUCUCAAUAAA
This is a messenger RNA of Clarias gariepinus (North African catfish), 747 nucleotides long. RefSeq names its product histone H1.11R-like. The record is from RefSeq and is a predicted model, not a curated record. Gene Ontology annotation, cellular component: nucleosome. Gene Ontology annotation, biological process: nucleosome assembly. Gene Ontology annotation, molecular function: DNA binding. NCBI's taxonomy places the organism in Eukaryota, Metazoa, Chordata, Actinopteri, Siluriformes, Clariidae. Bases 39 to 569 code for a protein of 176 amino acids. The transcript has a single exon.